This is a messenger RNA of Glycine soja, 1293 nucleotides long. RefSeq lists its product as uncharacterized. The transcript is spliced from 2 exons. The coding region runs from base 349 to 1200 and encodes 283 amino acids. The record is from RefSeq and is a predicted model, not a curated record. NCBI's taxonomy places the organism in Eukaryota, Viridiplantae, Streptophyta, Magnoliopsida, Fabales, Fabaceae.
AUGGGCAACAAUGAGUGGACCAUCGAAUUCGCCAAUGGAGCUCAAUUGUGAGACAUCAACAUGGCCAGUGAGCACGCAAAACUCCAAUUUUUGCCCCAUGCUUUGUUUUGGUGUUGAACUUCUAACAGUACAAUACAAGUAAAAGACAAUGUUCUACCUUUUCUUCUUUGCUAUUUAAACACUGUGCGCUAUUCUUUCUAGGCAUUUUCUUUCACACAAACCAAUUUUUUAUUUUUUUUUUAUCUCUCUGCUCCUUAAAAUCUCUUCCUUUGAUCAGACUCGGAACGUGUCAUGUGGUUUUCAGAGUGGAAACAAGUGAGUCGCUGAUCUUAACAAAGAGCUUCUACAAUGAGUUUGACUGGAACUGUGAAUGAUGCAACUGCUACAAAUUCUCCGUGUUGUUGUUCUGAGGCUUCAGGAUCGGGAUCUUGUUGUGGAUGUUCAUCUAACAACAGCUCCACUCAUAUUUGCUUCAAGUGUGACUUCAAUUGUGAUCCUUUACUCACUCUUGAAAAUGAAGACUCCAAGUGGAUCUCAGAUUCAAAUCCUUAUGGAUGUUCAUCUGCGAAACCUUCAUCUCCUCUUAGCACCAAUGGAAUACAUUGUGACAGAUCAAAAGAUAAUAUUAUUUCAGUGGAGCAUCUUCUAGAAAUAGAAGACAUGCAAGAGUUUAAUGUUGAUGAACCACUUUUUUGGCCAUUUGAAGCGAAAUUGAACUGGAAUUAUUCUGAGGAAUCCUGGAGUCCAUUUUGUAUCUCACCUAGGAAAAGGGUUGUCUUUGGUUCUAGAUCAAUGACAUCAAGGAUAAAGGAAAGUAAACAUAAAGACCCUGGAAUUGAAUGCAGUGUAACAUCUGAACCUUCAAGGAUAACCAUGUCAUCAAAAGGUUCAGCAGAGAUAGUAAAUUCAGAGUUGAAUGAUGAGAAAGUUGUACUGAAAAGCAGAGAAGAUGGCAACAAACUAAUAUUUGUUGACAAUCUUAAUGAGGAUCAUGAGCCAAACUAUGACCUUCAAUUAGCUAGAGGAGAUUUUUCUUUGGAUCAAGAGCCUGAGAUUCCAAUUGAGACAUUGGUGGGGCUCAAGGAAUUUGAUGGACAUGAAGGGCUUGAUUCAGAAUUUAAUGGUGAUGUUUUCAUGCUGGAGGAUUCUCUCUUAAUAACUCAUGCAAGUGAAUGUGUAGUUUCCAAAAAGGAUGAAUAGCAAACUGGACACUGAUAAAUAUCCGAACAGGGUUUACAUGAGUCAUGACUUCUUUAUAAGACCCCUUAUAAGCACGUUGAGUUUUUGGAGAAA